This is a messenger RNA of Ectocarpus sp. CCAP 1310/34, 1047 nucleotides long. The record is from the annotation of a GenBank genome assembly. NCBI's taxonomy places the organism in Eukaryota, Phaeophyceae, Ectocarpales, Ectocarpaceae.
CUCACAAGCUCACCGUCCUGCCUAGGCCACCGGCAGCAGAAAGGUGAUACACAGAAGAGCACGAGGGAAAUUGGGUGUUUUCCCCUGCGCCACUGGGUUGAUCAGCCAUGUCGGCGCUCUUUAGCAUGCCCGACCUCCUCACGGUCAUUUUGCUGUUGAUUUGCGUCUGCACGUACGUCAGGGGGUACCGAAAGGGAAUAUUUGAUGUCGAGGAUGGUUCACACAGUGGCCUGCGAGGGUUGUGCUGGAAAGCGGCCCGGGUGGGAGAGCGAUUAAGUCCUUAUGUCAGCGCGGCGCUGCUGGUCAUGGCGGGACGUGUCCUCAUGGACAGCUGAUGCUGCAACUCGACCGCAGCUGAAGAGAGACGCACGCGCGUGGAGCAGGAACAUGUAUCGUCUGUUGUGUAUGUAUCAGGCUCCAAUAGCACAAUGAAACAGGUCUGUUGCAAGUUUGAUGAAGAUUUCCAGUGGCGCGACUGUACCCGCGAGGCAGUGCGUGUGCAGCAGCAGAGCAGCCGUAAACGAGUAGGAGGGCGAGAGAACAAGGAAAUAAGCUGUGUGUGUCAAUGUCGAGUGGUGAAUCGAAUAACUUCUAGGGGUUGCGUGGCGGUGCAGUCAUCAGUGGGCUCUCCCGAAGAAGCUGGGCAGCAGCUCUUGCGCUUGUCUCUUUGUCGAUGUUGAAUGCCAGGGAUGGGUCGUUUUCGUGUUGAUUGCGAGCUAGCUCCUCAAAGCGAGCGGGAGUAGAAUGAUUCAUUCUGGACCAGACGCUAGUCUAUCGGCAGACAGAGUUUUUUUUUUUUUGUAGUCAAGACAGUCAAGGAGUAAGAUAAAAGGUGAAGUCAACAGGUUUGUCCAUGCUUUUGCGUCCUUCGGGAUAGCUUGCCACAACAUGGUUGCCAACUGUCAUCAUUCCCCAACUAAAAUCGGUCGAGGUGGAGAGGUUCCCCAUACCCCGCUCGGCCUUGGGCAAAGGGACGGCGUUUGGGGGUCGAGGUUUAGACUAGGCCUAAUGAAGGAAGGAAGGGAACGAAGGAAACCAAUGCAGCAU